This is a messenger RNA of Laetiporus sulphureus 93-53, 1170 nucleotides long. RefSeq names its product methionine aminopeptidase. NCBI's taxonomy places the organism in Eukaryota, Fungi, Basidiomycota, Agaricomycetes, Polyporales, Laetiporaceae. Gene Ontology annotation, biological process: proteolysis. Gene Ontology annotation, molecular function: metalloaminopeptidase activity. Bases 1 to 1170 code for a protein of 389 amino acids. The transcript is spliced from 13 exons. The record is from RefSeq and is a predicted model, not a curated record.
AUGAGUGCUCCUGGAAUACCAUGCCAGAGCAGCAUAUGUCCUAAUGGCCACCCUGCGUCGACCCUGGAAUGCCCGACGUGCCACAAACUCGGUAUCAAAGGUUCCUUUUUCUGCGGUCAGGAAUGUUUCAAGGCGGGAUGUGAGCAGAAAACGCACAAGCUCAUCCACGAGCUAGCCACCCGCAGUGACCCCAACGUAAACAUAGCCUACCUGCGCACAUCACUCACAUGUCGUCCCUCAGACGGCACCUUCAACCCAUUCGCGAGCUUCAACUUCUCGGGCAAGAUGCGCCCCGCGUACCCGCUCUCGCCGAGGCGCCCCGUGCCGGAUUACAUACAGCGGCCUGACUAUGCAGAAGAUGGUCAGCCCAUAUCGGAGAACAGACGUGCGGGCCAGCCGGUUAGGAUUCUCACCAAGGAGGAGCAGGAGAAGAUGCGGACUGUCUGUCGGCUUGCACGCGAAGUGCUCGAUAUCGCCGCUGCGGCGGUUCGUCCUGGGAUUACGACGGACGAGAUUGACGAGAUCGUGCACAAUGCGAUCAUAGAGCGCAACGCGUACCCAUCGCCUCUCAACUACCGUGGCUUUCCUAAAUCUGUCUGCACAUCUGUCAACGAGGUAAUCUGUCACGGCAUUCCUGAUAAACGCAAGCUGCAAGAAGGAGACAUCGUCAAUCUCGAUGUGACGCUGUAUUAUGAUGGCUUCCACGGCGAUUUGAACGAGACCUAUCCGGUCGGGCACGUCAGUGAAGGAGCUCAAAAGCUCAUGCGCGUAACUCGCCAGUGCCUAGACGAGGCCAUCAAGAUCUGCAAGCCAGGCGCACUCUUCCGCGACCUCGGCAAGAUUAUAGAGCCUAUUGCACGCGGAAACAACUGCGCGGUCGUGCGCACGUACUGCGGGCACGGCAUCCACGAACUCUUUCAUUGCGCCCCAAAUGUGCCGCAUUAUUCCAAAAACAAGGCUAUUGGCACUAUGAAGCCCGGCAUGGUCUUCACAAUCGAACCUAUGAUCAACUUGGGUCAUAACUGGGACGUGAUGCACUGGCCUGAUGAGUGGACUGCGACUACUGUUGAUGGCAAGCUGAGUGCUCAAUUCGAGGACACCCUCCUAAUUACCGAGACCGGCGUAGAAAACCUCACUGCAGGCAAACGAAGAGCAGAUCUGUAUGACUAG